UUUGGGACAUGAAGCAACCAUAACUUUGACUUUACUGAUUAUAUGCAAAUAUUUUGGGUUAUUCAUGCACAGAGAUAUCAUAAAAUGCAAAGAAUAGCCAGAAGUCUUUGCAGGCUUGAACUGUUCAGCACACAUAUUUUAUCUAAGAAAAUGAAGGAAGAGGCAUAGGUGGAAGUAAGACGCCUCUUCUCUCUUUGGCUUGUCACCAUCACUUACUCAUAUAAACUUAAGUGCAGUCACAUCCAAGUGAAUAGAAGACUCUAGAGGCUGCACAGAGAUACAGCACAAAAUCACACCAUGCCGAACUACAAACUCACUUAUUUUAAUAUGAGGGGGAGAGCAGAAAUUAUUCGCUACAUAUUUGCAUAUUUGGACAUAGAAUAUGAAGAUCACAGAAUAGAACUAGCUGACUGGCCUGAAAUCAAAUCAACUCUUCCAUUUGGCAAAAUCCCUGUUUUGGAAGUCGACGGACUUAUGCUUCACCAGAGUCUAGCAAUAGCGAGAUAUUUGACCAAAAACACAGAUUUGGCUGGAAAAACAGAAUUGGAACAAUGUCAAGUUGAUGCUAUUGUGGACACGUUGGACGAUUUCAUGUCACGCUUUCCUUGGGCAGAGAAACAACAAGAUGUAAAAGAUCAGAUGUUUAAUGAACUGCUCACAUGUGAUGCACCUCAUCUUCUGCAAGAUUUGGACACAUAUUUAGGAGAAAAAGAGUGGUUUGUUGGUAGCUCUGUAACUUGGGCAGAUUUCUACUGGGAUAUUUGCAGUACCACACUUCAGGUCUUUAAACCUGACUUGUUGGACAUCCAUCCCAGGCUGGUGACCUUACAGAAAAAAGUCCAAGCCAUUCCUGCCAUUGCUGACUGGAUAAAACGGAGGCCCCAAACUAAACUGUAGGUGAUACAUUACACCUUCAUACUUUGUUGUUCUUCACAUCACUCCCAUCAGAUAAGACAGCUACAGUAGCCUGCCAGAUAAUACACACACUUCCUUCCCUAGCUCCACCAAGACAUUCACUUUUGCCAUAUUCCAUGUAAAUUUGAAAACAAACCAACAAACAUUUAGUCAUUUGCUCGCUGAACAUUUACACACAGAUAGCAAAGCAUGUUGUGCUACCUUCUGGUUUCCGUGAUAAACCCACUUGAUAUUUUAUAAAAAUGGAUGAUCAAGAGAAAACUGGCCAACAAAGCUGCAAAUGCAGCAAACAAAUGAAAAGUUUUAACAUUGAAUGAAAUUCCAACUGAACAUUAAUGGAUUUAUAGAAGAAAUUGCUGACUGUGGUAAUAUUGAAAACUGUCGCUAUUCAAGAGGCUCUGGAUAUGCACCCGGAGGAACUAAGUGAAGGUGAACUUAUCCCAUAAAUGAGGAAAGUGAUUAUGACAAGGAUGAAGAUGUCCCAAAGGAAGUGACAUUAGAAAGGAUGGAAACAAUUUGCCAAGGUAUAGAAAAGAUGCUUGAUCCUACGUUGCACAAUGAGAAGGCAAACUGCUAAACCACACCUGAUAAGUUUUUCACAAAGAAAUAAAACAUUUUAAUUCUCAUUGUUUCUAAUUUUUCAAAUUACAGUGUACUAUAUGUUUUAUUGUUUUUCAUUUACUCAUAUAUUUAUAAGCAAUAAUAAAGUUUUAAUGCUUUGAUAAAAAUGUUUCAGGUUGACAGAACAAUCAUAUUUUUUCCCUAAUGAAGAUUGCUUUGCACUUUGCAGCUUCCAGUCAUUUUUAUAGUUCCUAUGAUGGAAAGUGAGAACUGACUAUAAAUAAGCAAUUUAAAUAGAAAUCUUCCCAGCAAAUACACAUUUAUAUCCUCCCCAUUUUAGAACAUAUAUGAUUGAAACAUCAAAUUUUAGUUUAAUUUACAUGAUAAUAUUAGAUUGUCUAAUAAUGCCAUGUCAUAUACACAAGUACCUCAUGUCAUAUACAUAAGCAGACUAAUGAAAUAGAUGAACUUGCACUUGAAAAGCAGUGCAGAUGAAAAAGAACAUGAAGCUGAAAAGUCAUAAGAAGGGGUGUGAGAAGAAGAAAGCAAAGGAAAAACUCAGCUAGCUAUGAUCUUAAGGUGCUUCUUUCCUCCCAGCAAUGUUUUAUGAAAUGGGAAAAAAAUGUUAAAUACUUUGUAAAUUAUUAAGGAUAACACAUGAAAACAAAAUGUAUUUCUCAAGUAUCUUGCUUGUUUGUAUUCAAGUUUUGUCAUCAUUAGUGGCUGCUAAUAAAUAAAUGAU
Choloepus didactylus (southern two-toed sloth) is the source of this 2218-nucleotide messenger RNA. It is a transcript of the gene HPGDS, whose product is annotated as hematopoietic prostaglandin D synthase. Lineage: Eukaryota; Metazoa; Chordata; Mammalia; Pilosa; Megalonychidae. The transcript has 6 exons. The record is from RefSeq and is a predicted model, not a curated record. The coding region runs from base 298 to 897 and encodes 199 amino acids. Gene Ontology annotation, biological process: glutathione metabolic process. Gene Ontology annotation, molecular function: glutathione transferase activity.